This is a messenger RNA of Cryptococcus amylolentus CBS 6039, 219 nucleotides long. RefSeq lists its product as hypothetical. The transcript is spliced from 2 exons. The record is from RefSeq and is a predicted model, not a curated record. The coding region runs from base 1 to 219 and encodes 72 amino acids. Lineage: Eukaryota; Fungi; Basidiomycota; Tremellomycetes; Tremellales; Cryptococcaceae.
AUGUUCUUCAACAUCUUCAUUAAGAAGACUUUCAGUCCGACAGCCAAAGCCAACAACACUCAAGCGUUCAACGACGCUCCCACUGGCCCGAGAGACCGCCUCUUGAUGAUGAUGAAGAGCUUCUUCGUCUUCGAGGAGGGUGUUUCGGCGGCAGUGGCGGUACCACCACCGCAAGUCCUCUCUUCCUCUUCUCUUUCCCCCAUCCUCGGCAACAGGUAA